Lasiosphaeria miniovina is the source of this 2421-nucleotide messenger RNA. RefSeq lists its product as uncharacterized. Gene Ontology annotation, cellular component: cytoplasm. Lineage: Eukaryota; Fungi; Ascomycota; Sordariomycetes; Sordariales; Lasiosphaeriaceae. The record is from RefSeq and is a predicted model, not a curated record. The coding region runs from base 146 to 2179 and encodes 677 amino acids. The transcript is spliced from 4 exons. Gene Ontology annotation, molecular function: calcium-dependent cysteine-type endopeptidase activity. Gene Ontology annotation, biological process: proteolysis.
UGUCUGUACAGCACAGUACUACAGCCUACUUGUAGUGUUAUUCCCCAGCUUCUUGCUGCUCCUAUUUGGAUUCUUUUGUUGCGCCUGCUGUGCAACCUACACUCACAUCCAACUCCCACGUCCCCCACUCGGGAGCACCCGCAUCAUGUCGGUCCCUCCGGUGGUCGUCGCCAAGAAGAAGGACUUGACCAAGACGCCACAGGAGCUUGUGAGCGACUUCUGGGACAAGUUCUUUGCCAAGAAGACGGGUCGGGUCACUUCCAUCUUCCCCCGGAGCCUCUAUGCCACGCUUCUCCCGCCCAUCGAGCCGCGGGGCGCGAGCUCGGCCCGUAACGCGGCCGAGAGCUACGAGGCCGCGGCUAAGGAGUGCCGCGAGAAUGUGAAGCGCAUCAUCCUCGAAUGCAAUCGCACCAACCAAAAGUUCACAGACCCCGACUUCGACAUCGAGGCCGACUCGUGGGGUGACGGCAACUGCCUCAACGGCCUGGUCCGCGACGACUACCGCACUUCGUCGUACGGCGACGACGAGAGGACGGCUGUCUCCGCUGGCCAGCUCAAGCGCUCGCUCGAUACUUUAGUCAGCAGCAACGUCCUAGGCUCCGGCGGCGCUGUGCCCCUAGAUGCGAACGUUGUGCGCGACUACAUCAACGACAGCAACCCCUUUGCCUUCCUCUUUGGGGAAGGCGCCAAGGGCGUCAAUGGCCAGCCUAAUAGUAACUUGCAGGUCCUCUCACGGGCUCUAGGCACCGAGGCUAGCGGAGCAUCCGGUGGUCAGGUUAAAGGGAACAACGACGAAAAAGAGCGCCGCUUCGCCGUCUCCCAUGGCGAGAGGUACAACCCUGGCUCAAUCCACCGGCUCGACUGGAUCUUUGAGUCUCCCCAGUUUACCAUUGACGGGUACUCGUCGUCGGACAUCAAGCAGGGCGGAAACGGCGACUGCUGGUGGCUGGCGUCGGUGGCCACGAUUGCUCACCGCAAGGAGCUCAUGGACAAGGUCUGCGUGAUCCGGGACGAGGAAGUUGGCGUCUACGGCUUUGUCUUCUACCGCGAUGGCGAGUGGAUCAGCACCGUCGUCGACGACAACCUGUACCUCCAAGAGACCGACUUCGACUACUACGGCGACACCUACGACUCCACUGGCAAGCGCGCCCGCGAGCACAGGAAGCGCUACCAGACCGGCUCCGAGGCGCUGUACUUUGCCAAGUGCGAGGACCCGAACGAGACGUGGCUGCCGCUCCUCGAGAAGGCCUACGCCAAGGUCCACAACGACUACGAGGCUAUCUCGGGCGGUUACCCCGGCGAGGCCGUCGAGGACAUGACGGGCGGCGUGUCAACCACGGUGGCCUCGAACCGGGUCCUGAAAAAGGACAAGCUCUGGAAGGAGCUUGUCAACGCCGACGGCGACUUCGUCUUUGCCCUCUCUGCCCUGGGCACCGGCUGGGACUGGCAGAAGGGAGGCCUCGCGCUGGGCCACGCCUACUCCAUCCUAAAAGCCACCGAGGAGGUAGGCGAGGACGGGGAGAAAGUUAGACUGGUUCAGAUCAGAAACCCCUGGGGAGAGCGAGCCUGGAAUGGAAUCGGCGAGUGGAAUGGCCCUUGGUCAGAUGGCUCGAAGGAGUGGACUCCUUACUGGCUCAAGAAGCUCAACCACAAGUUCGGCGACGACGGCAUCUUCUGGAUGUCGUACAAGGAUGUUCUGGAGACUUUCAUGUUCUUGCACAGAACGAGACUGUUUGAUGAAAAGUGGACUGUUGUCCAGCAAUGGACCAGUGUCAAUGUUGGAUGGGUCUCCGGCUACCUAAACACAAAGUUUAUCAUUGAAGUCAAGAAGAGCGGUACCGUCGUUGUUGUCCUGACCCAGCUUGACGAGCGCUACUUCGUCGGACUCGAGGGCCAGUAUCAAUUUUCGCUUCACUUCCUUCUGCAACAGGAAGGGAGCAACGAGCACCUGUGCCGAGUCCGUCCUGUGCACGACUGGGAAAACCGUUCCGUAAGCUGCGAGUUGGACCUCGAGCCUGGCCGAUACGAGGUCUUGCCCAAGAUCACGGCUACUCGCCACAAGUCGCAGAGGAUGGUGGAGGAUGUGGUCAAGGAGCAGUACGUAUUUCCCCACCCGCAGGGCCGAGUGACUGACGGGCUUUUGAUCGCUUCACUACUCACCAGAAGAUGUGCUUGCUGACAUUUUCACCACAGGGCCGAGAGGAACCCUUCCAAGCUGCGGCAGGUCGGCAUGCAGUAUGACCUUGCCCACGCCAAGGGCGGCAUCCCGGAUGAAGAUGAGCUCCUGACAAAAAAGAAAGAGGAAGAGAAGAAGAAGGCUGAGGACAAAAAGAAAAAGAAGAAGGAGAAGGAGAAGCGCAAGAAGGAGAAGGAGAAGGCCAAGAAGGCCAAGGCUAAGGCAAAGGCCAAGAAGGCCAAGGC